AUGAUGAACUCUCUUCGGCUGCAUUCCGCAUUGGCUCGCCGCUCCCCUCUGGCUGCCCCUCCUACCUCCACCUUCCGCGCGCUCUCUUUUACUUCUUCUUCUCCCCUUCGCUCUGCAUCCUCUGCUUCCUCUUCUUCCUCUUCUUCCUACUCUACCGCUUCUCGCUCUCAGAGAACUCUUGCGUCCGCUUCGACCGCUCUUCCUCGUUCCGUUGGCUCUGCAUCCCAUUGGUCCUGGACCCAAUCCCGCAACAUGGCGACCGAAGCUCCCAAGAUCAAGGUUAAGAACCCCGUGGUGGAAUUGGACGGAGAUGAGUUGAUCCUGCCUUACCUCGAUAUCGACCUUAAGUACUAUGACCUGGGUCUCGAAUACCGUGACCAGACCGAUGACAAGGUCACCGUCGAGGCUGCCGAGGCCAUCAAGAAGUAUGGUGUCGGUGUCAAGUGCGCCACUAUUACCCCGGAUGAGGCCCGUGUUGAGGAGUUCAAGCUGAAGAAGAUGUGGCUGUCUCCCAACGGUACUAUCCGAAACAUCCUCGGCGGAACUGUUUUCCGUGAGCCCAUUAUCAUCCCCCGUAUCCCCCGUCUGGUGCCUGGCUGGACCAAGCCCAUCAUCAUUGGCCGUCACGCUUUCGGAGACCAGUACCGUGCCCAGGACCGUGUGAUCCCCGGCCCCGGCAAGCUGGAGAUGGUCUACACCCCGGCUGGUGGCCAGCCGGAGACCGUCCAGGUCUAUGACUUCAAGAGUGGUGGCGGUGUUGCCCAGACCCAGUACAACACGGACGAGUCGAUCGCCGGUUUCGCCCACGCCAGCUUCCAGUUGGCCCUGUUGAAGGAGCUGCCUCUGUACAUGAGCACCAAGAACACCAUCCUGAAGAAGUACGAUGGCCGCUUCAAGGAUAUCUUCCAGGAGAUCUUCGAGACCACCUACAAAAAGGACUUCGAUGCCAAAAACAUCUGGUAUGAGCACCGUCUGAUUGACGACAUGGUGGCCCAGAUGGUCAAGAGCGAGGGUGGAUUUAUCAUGGCCCUGAAGAACUACGACGGUGACGUUCAGUCCGACAUCGUCGCCCAGGGCUUCGGCUCGCUGGGUCUGAUGACCUCGACUCUGGUUACCCCUACCGGCGAGGCGUUCGAGUCCGAAGCUGCUCACGGUACCGUGACUCGUCACUACCGCGAGCACCAGAAGGGUCGCGAGACCUCCACCAACCCCAUCGCCUCCAUCUUCGCCUGGACUCGGGGUCUGGUGCAGCGUGGUCAGCUCGACGAGACCCCCGAUCUGGUCACUUUCGCCGAAGAGCUUGAACGUGCUUGCGUCGAGGUAGUCAACGAGGAGGGUAUCAUGACCAAGGAUCUGGCUCUGGCCUGCGGGCGCAAGGACCGUGAGGCCUGGGUUACUACCCGGGAGUACAUGGCCGCCGUCGAGCGCCGACUGAAGUCCAACCUCAAGCCCCGCCUUUAA
Molecule: messenger RNA, 1461 nt
Organism: Aspergillus affinis
Lineage: Eukaryota; Fungi; Ascomycota; Eurotiomycetes; Eurotiales; Aspergillaceae
Product: NADP-dependent isocitrate dehydrogenase
Exons: 7
Coding region: 1-1461 (486 amino acids)
Biological process (GO): isocitrate metabolic process
Cellular component (GO): mitochondrion
Molecular function (GO): isocitrate dehydrogenase (NADP+) activity; NAD binding; magnesium ion binding
Source: RefSeq, a predicted model, not a curated record